AUGAUUUUCGUCCUCGCUUAUGGUUUCCGUUUAAGCUUGUCAGACAUGUGUUCGCCAAAUGUGCACACUUAUGUGGAAGAAAAAUCUUUGAAAUCGAGUUCGCUUUUCCAUGUACUAUUUGAUCACGACUUCAUCAUGAACGGUUGCCGUCCAGGAGAGUUUAUGACGCCGCCAUUCGUCGGCACCGUACCUCACACCGUCAUCGAAAGAAGAUCUGCUGAACGAAAGUCUCGUUUCUUUAAUCGUUCACCCUCAAGUCGUUUCUCGUAUUCAAGACGAACUAGACGUGGUCAUUCGGCUGAUUCGCCAUUUCGUCGAGCUAUACCGUACAGAUCUACCAUUGGACCAGGAACCAUGUUAGUUCCCGGCCAACCGCAGUUACCUCCGAUGCCACCAGAGGAUCAACUGGCGACAAUGUUUGACCAAGUGUUGAAACAAAUGGACUUGCCAGUGGACAAAGUACGAAUACUAAAGGAAUAUAAUAAUGAGAAGAAAUGGAAGGUGGUCGUAGAUAGUCAAGGCAUGAAUGCACAUGUGGAUCCUGCGAGCUAUCUGACGAAACUGUCUUAUUUUCUUGACAAGAAGACAUUGAAAAAGAAUAAGAAAGUUCUUGGGGACGAAACAUCAACUGCUGUUUUAAAACAUAUUGAGAUAUCGUUAAGAACAAAUAGCGUUGACUGGGUGAUACAAUUUUUGAAUCCACCGAAUAAUGGAUUACAAGUUCUUGUGGAAUACAUGAACCAGCUGUUGUUGGAAGCGUCUUCACAAGCAUGUACGGAAACUCCAGCAGGAUCCGCUGUGGACUGCGCAGAUCAUGUAAUACCUUCGAGCUCCUCAGGUUCUACGGUUACUUCGGCUUCCUUGUUCAGAAAAAAUCCCACAAUAAGCUCUCGAACUACCAAAGUAAUCAAAAACGUUGGCGAAUUGGAAGAUGACGUUCAUGUGUGCAUUAUGUGCCUGAGGGCUAUAAUGAAUAAUAAGCGCGGUUUCGAGCUAGUAUUUGCCGACUCGAGAGCCAUUUACUGCAUUGUACGAAGUAUUCUUCACCAAAGUUUAAGGACGAAAACAUUGGUAAUGCAGAUGUUAUCAUCUAUAUGUAUGGUACAAGGUGGACAGGAACUUGUCAGCGAUGCUUUUGACCAGUUUCGAUUGGAUUAUCGUGAACGACAUCGAUUUCAAACGCUCAUGUACUUCAUUAGGAAUCCACCAGAAUUCCACGUUGAGUUCUUAUCAUCAGCAGUGCAGUUUCUGGAUAUAUUCUCGUCUGUUGAAGAUAUGAAUCAACGAGUAUAUUUACAAUAUGAAUUGCAUCUACUCGGCUUGGAUGAAUACAUUGACGAGAUGGCCGAAUGCCAAUCUGACGAGCUACAAGCCCGUAUGUCCGCAUAUGCAAACGGUGAGCUAGAUGUUGCUGCUCUGGUAGAUGAUUCCCACCACAAAGCUCGUUUACUAGAAGAAUGUGACCAACUUAAAAGUCGUCUAUCUCAUGCUAAUGAACGAGUCCAAGAAGUGGAGGCUAAGUGGAUCACUGACAAGGCAGCACUUGAUCGGCGGCUACUGGAUCUUGUGCGAGAGCGAGAUCGAAUGCAGAAAGAGCAUGAAGCUCAAGAAGGGUCAUGGAAGAAGACAAUGAGCGAGAAGGAUCGUCAGGCCAGGGAGAAGCAGGCGAGACUAGAACAACGGAUCCAAGAGUUGGAAGCGAUUCAGAAAACGAUGCAGGCCGGGUUACAAGUCCAGCAACAAGCAAAGUCUCCGCCCACCCCACCUCCUCCAGCUCCUGGCCCCCAUCGCGAGAAUGGCGCUCCAUCUCCACCUUCUCUGCCUGCAGCCUCAGCGAAUCUUCUCGCUCCGGUGACAGGAGGACCACCAGCACCACCAUUACCGCCAUGCGUAAUGUCUAAUGGGAGUGUUAAAACAAAUGCUGCACCUCCCCCUCCACCGCCUCCUCCUCCAGUUGCCCUAGGAAAAAUAAGUGCUGGACCACCUCCACCUCCUCCACCUGGACUAAUGAGCUCUCACGUUCCCUCUGCUAGCACUAUAAGGAAGACUUAUCAGACGAGAAAUAAGCUGCCGCAAUUGAACUGGACAGCUAUGAAGCCUAAUCAAGCGAAGAACACCGUUUUUGAAGAUCUAAAUGAUGAAAAAAUUAUUGAGAAAUUGGAUUUCUCAAAGCUGGAAGAGAUGUUUAAACUACAGGCAGCUAGUGGAGAUGUAUCCGUGGAGAACGGUAACAGACUAGAAGUCAGCAACACGGGAGUUGGUGUUGGUCAACACAGCCCCGGUUCAACGGGAAGCGGACCAAUAAAAAAGAAUACGUUGCUUGAUACGAAAAGAUUGCAGAAUGUUGCAAUCACGCGUCGCAAGUUAGCGCUUGAACCGCGUGACAUAAUGACAUCUGUGCACCGAAUGGAUUUGAAUACGUUGUCAGCUGAUAAGGUAGACAUCCUGUCGCGCAUUCUACCUCACGAGGAUGAGCGAAAGCUUUAUGCUGAACGAGGAGAUGACGAAGGUCUUAGUGAUGAGGAUCGCUUUAUGGCAGCGCUAUGUGAAAUCGAACGUCUUGAGCAUAAACUUAGCGUUAUGCGUGUUAUGGCGGAUUUCGACGAAAGUGCUGCCCUUCUGGAGCCGCAAUUCACUCAUGUCACUGCUGCUUCGAAAUGUGCUCGUGAAGCAACUAUGUUCCAUCGUGUUCUGGAAGUAAUCCUUGCCUUCGGGAAUUACAUGAACAGCGGCAGAAAAGGAAGCGUAUAUGGAUUUCGAUUAUCGAGUUUGGAUUCGCUCGCCAUCUUGAAGGCGCCGUCAGACCGUAGUCUUACCUUAUUGCACAUGGUUGUUGAGUCCAUUGAUAGAUCUUUCCCCGAAUUGAUGAAAUUCUCUGAACAGCUGAAAUUUGUGGAUAAAGCAUCUGGAGUGCAAUGGGAUAGCGUGCUUUCGGAUAUGAAAGAACUUGAGUCGGGCUUCGAAAUGGCACGAAAAGAGCGUGCAAUGAAGGGAGAGAAUUGCCCUGCGCCACUAUCCGAAUUCUUGAACACUCACGACGAAAGAAUGAAGCAAUUACAGGAACACGCUAAGCUUGCGCAGAAAACCUAUGAAGCAUGCAUCGAAUUCUAUGGCGAAUCGGCACGGACAAUGCCACCCAACGACUUUUUCUCAAAAUUGAGUAAAUUUAUAGUGAAUUUCAAUCGUUGCAAACAGGAGAACGACGCAAGAGAAGCUGCCGAAAAGCGUCAACGUGAUGAGGCAGAACGACGAUCGCGUGCAGCAUCGAAGUCACAGCAACAUGAUGGAAUGAUGCGUGAAUUGGCGGAAAGAAUGGGCAAUGGAAAUGCUUCGAAACGACAGCGCGGGAAAAUUGCCAGCCAACAGAUCGGACAUGGGGACUUCGAGAAGCUGAUGAGUGGUCUCAAAGAAACCUACGCGGUGUCGCCUGCUCCGAAUGUACCUACACCUUCAAGGAGAAAAGUGAGUGCGAGUCCAUCGCCAGCCCCACGAGUCGGACCACCUGUGGCAGCGAAAACACGUGUGAUAGGGGUGGAACGCGAUAGGCAGUGA
This is a messenger RNA of Necator americanus (New World hookworm), 3552 nucleotides long. RefSeq lists its product as uncharacterized. Gene Ontology annotation, molecular function: small GTPase binding; actin filament binding. The coding region runs from base 1 to 3552 and encodes 1183 amino acids. The transcript is spliced from 28 exons. Gene Ontology annotation, biological process: cortical actin cytoskeleton organization; regulation of cell shape; cell migration. NCBI's taxonomy places the organism in Eukaryota, Metazoa, Nematoda, Chromadorea, Rhabditida, Ancylostomatidae. The record is from RefSeq and is a predicted model, not a curated record. Gene Ontology annotation, cellular component: cytosol.